AUGGCAAUGGACGACCCCGCCGCCGCGCUCGCGCAGCUCAAGACCAGCCUCGACGGCCUCGAGGGCGCACUGGCGCCCAUCCUCUCGCAGCCGUGGAACGAGACCCUCGAGGGCACGACGAGCGUCGAGCGCGCCAAGAUGGACGUGCUGCUCGCGUACUCGAUCAACAACCUCGUGUGGAUGUAUCUCCGUACCCGUGGAAUCAAGCCCGAGGAACACGCCGUCUCGGGCGAGCUUGAGCGCCUGCAGGCGUACUACACCAAGGUCCGCGACGUCGAGAACCCACCUCGCCGCACCACCUCGGUGGACAAGGACGCCGCCGCCCGCGUCAUCAAGCACGCCAUCCCGCGCAGCCAGCGCGUGGACACGGAUGCCUCGGCGUCCACCUCCGCCGCGGCGCUGGCGCGCGACCAGGCCAUCGCCGCCACGGACGACAUGAUGAGCCGGCGAUUCCGCUUCGUCGCCACGGGCGGCGAGAAGGUGCUCCCCGGAGGAGGGGCGGCGGCCGCGGCGGCAGCGGGCGGAGAGGAGGCGGACGGCGAUGUGGUCAUGGCCGCGGCUGUGGACAAUGGCGAUGGCGCGCCACGAGGUGGAGCUGGAGCUGGAGCCCAGGCCCAGGCUGAGGCCGAGGCGCUGCUCGCGGACGUGGAUGGCCAGAUUGAGGCGGCGCCGCGCGCGAAGAAGGGCGGCGCGAAGAAGAAGAACAAGAAGAGGAAGCACGUCGAGUGA
Molecule: messenger RNA, 729 nt
Organism: Apiotrichum porosum
Lineage: Eukaryota; Fungi; Basidiomycota; Tremellomycetes; Trichosporonales; Trichosporonaceae
Exons: 3
Coding region: 1-729 (242 amino acids)
Biological process (GO): maturation of 5.8S rRNA; regulation of gene expression
Cellular component (GO): nucleolus; exosome (RNase complex)
Molecular function (GO): DNA binding; RNA binding
Source: RefSeq, a predicted model, not a curated record